AUGGAAUCCGGACAAUACGGACAAGAAGGCGGACGGCCGCCCGAUUGUUCAACAAAGUGUUCGGUAAUCGGUGAAACAAUUGCAACGGCAAUGAAUACGAUAAAUGAUAGUUUUGAUAAUGAAAUGUUAAUGAGUGAAAUUAGUGAAGAAGAAUUAGAAGUACAUUAUAAUUCAAACAAAAAUCCUAGUAGCAUCAUGAGUGAGGUAGAUGUAAUUAAGAACAGAUUAUUACAUAAGUAUAAAAAACAUACCAGAAUUUCUGCAAUAUCAGAUAGUAAAGAUAAAAAGAACAUAAUUGGCAAAAGUGCAACCAAACUUAGAAGAACCGAAAAUAUUAUACAUACUGUUGGAAAUAAUAACAAUGACACGGCGUCUAAGAUAACAAAUAAUAGUGAUAUUUCAAAUUAUAAUAAUAGUAAUGGAACAAGUAAUGAAAGAAAUACUAUGGUAUCGAAUAUUGUAAAUAUCAAUCAGAAUACUGAAGCAAAUCGGAACAGUCAAGAAUUAAGUAGCGUUAUGCAAUUUGAUGAGUGCGAUAAGGAUUUAAGUGAAACAACAACUUAUGCAAACAACGAAGAAAUGACCAAUGAAAAUAUUAGUGCGGGGUCGAGUAAUACCGAAAUAAAUGAUCAGAAUGAUAAAAUGUUGCAUGACUUUCAUGAGUUAGAUAACGUAAUGCAAUUUGAUAAUUGUGGUGAGGACUCGAGUAAAAUAACAAAACAUAAUGACAAAGAAAACGAAAUGAUGCCCGACAAUUACGAACAGGAUAAAGUACGAUAUGACAGUUACGAUAAAGGACCAUAUAUAAUAUACGUAGAAUCUUAUAAUAAAAACAUAGGACGCCUGCAUCCUAUGGCACUUGGAAAAAAAAUUCAUGAUGCAUGGCCAAAUAUGAAAACAAAUUUGGAAGAAAUUGGAGUAAUUGGUAAAAACAAAGUAAAAUUGAUUUUAAGUAAUGGUGUGACAGCUAAUAGACUAUUAGAUGGGACAAAAUUACCAGAAAAAGUAGCGAUCCACUCUGUUAAAUGCCCAGUAACACCAUUCGUGAAAAAAGUAAUACAAUGCCACAAAUGUUGGAGAUUCGGCCACGUUCGUGAUCAGUGUCGAGGAGAGGUAAGAUGUCCAAAAUGCGCAGAAAAUCACGCCUUACAAGAUUGCAUAAAUACGGACGAUUUAAGAUGCUGCUUGUGUUUUGGUAAACAUGCAGCAUAUAAUAGGGAAUGCCCAAUAUUUAUGAAAUAUAAGAAAAUAUAUGAAAUAAUGGCAACACAAAACUUAGCUUUUCACGAAGCAAGAAAUAAAUUUGAAAUUUUAUCUGACCUGGAAGAUAACAAUGAUGAACCGGUAUCGGCCAGCACAUCAAUAUUGUACAGUACAUCUACAAGACCCUUCAAGAGAAACAUUGCCAAAAAACAAGAAAGAACCAAAUAUAAUAAUAUAAUUAAUAGAAAAGAAGAUAAAUCAAAAGGGGAAUCAAGUGAAAGGAACAGGGUGCAUACAGAUAGGGAAGGUUUUAGAGAAAAAUAUCGAGUAUCCACUAGGAAUGAAGUUGAUAACAAAGACAAAGAGAAAGAAGUAGAUACCAUAAAGAACGUCAAUGAAGAACAUACCGAUGAAUUUUUGAAUUUAUUUAUCAAACUAGUUAAAAAACACUACAAACCUAAUAAUAAAGACAUCAACAAAAUGUUAAGAGAGGUAAUGAAUAGAAUAGGUAGUGAAGGAGAUGUGGACAACAAUAAGAGAAAUUAA
Ctenocephalides felis (cat flea) is the source of this 1749-nucleotide messenger RNA. RefSeq lists its product as uncharacterized. The transcript is spliced from 4 exons. The record is from RefSeq and is a predicted model, not a curated record. The coding region runs from base 1 to 1749 and encodes 582 amino acids. NCBI's taxonomy places the organism in Eukaryota, Metazoa, Arthropoda, Insecta, Siphonaptera, Pulicidae.